Messenger RNA from Meriones unguiculatus (Mongolian gerbil), 738 nucleotides. Its product is annotated as synaptonemal complex protein 3-like. NCBI's taxonomy places the organism in Eukaryota, Metazoa, Chordata, Mammalia, Rodentia, Muridae. The transcript is spliced from 7 exons. Gene Ontology annotation, cellular component: synaptonemal complex. The record is from RefSeq and is a predicted model, not a curated record. Gene Ontology annotation, biological process: spermatid development; meiotic cell cycle. The coding region runs from base 1 to 738 and encodes 245 amino acids.
AUGGGAGGUUAUGAAGGGAAAACCAGAAAAACUUCGGCUAGUUACUACGCUGCUAGAGCUCACACACCCCCAGUCACAAAGCGAAACCAAGUAUGCAAGGAAAACACCAAGCACGCAUGCGCACUCCAUUCAGCCACUCAGCAAGGAGGCUGGCUCAUACCGGCUUUUCUCUCAUUUGACCAAGUGUCCAUUUUGCUUGAGACGCUUCCAGAGAACGAAAGAUAUACAGUACUUCGUAGUACUGAGAAGUCAUUGGUUCCUCCAAGAAGCGAUGGAGAUACAGGAUAUGAAGUAAAGAAUAAGCUGGAAAAAAUUGGAGCUCAACUUAGCAGUGUUGUUGUGGAAAACAAAACAAGAAUGCAGUCCUAUGUUAAAAGUGUAGUCAAAGACUGCAACAGGAAUAUCAAAGAACAUUGGAAAGUUCAUCAAGAGGAAAUGCGGGAAUUUAAAAUUGAAUAUACUGAGCAGACUAUAAGUGUGUUUAAGCAAUGGGAUUCUGAUAUAAAGCAAGUUGAAGACCAAGAAAAUGAACUAACUGGUAUUUUUAAUCAACAACAGAAGACUUUUCAACAAGCUAGAAUGCUUCAGACUGAUAGCCUGAAAGCACUUAAGCAGGCAGAUGAUGAGUUCUUAAAGGAUUUGGAGGAUUUGGAGAAUUAUAGCAGUGUGCUUAAGAGUAUACGCAAUGAGUUUAAAAAGCAGAAGACUCUGCUGCAAAGAAAUAUUACAGAUGGUUAA